Molecule: messenger RNA, 4925 nt
Organism: Bursaphelenchus xylophilus (pine wood nematode)
Lineage: Eukaryota; Metazoa; Nematoda; Chromadorea; Rhabditida; Aphelenchoididae
Source: the annotation of a GenBank genome assembly
AUGGCCUAUACACUACUCACCAAUGGGCAAAAACUGGCGCCACGGAAGGUCCUUACGUUAAUCCUUUUUUCGCUACUUUUUGCAACGAUUGUAUUUGUUCAAGUCUUCCAAUUCAAAGAUCCUCAUCUGAUCUUACGAGAAGAAGUCCCGCUGAAGUUUUAUGAGAAGUCGAGGGAAUGGUAAGUCGGUUGAUUUUGGCGUUAUGUUGUGCCAGUUUAAAUUUUAUACUCGCACGUCAGAAGGCUCUUUUAUAACAUAUACAUACAGGGUGACCCAAAAUAACGGAGACAAAAGAUUUCCCGUUUUUUCUGCGGCCUAUGAAGAUUCAUGAGUGAUUCCUUAUUUAUACUACAGUACCACGUUAGUGUAGUUUUAUAUACCGGAAGUCUUGUUGUACGACGCUCUUGUGCCUUGAACCACAUCAAUAUAUCCGGUUGACUCGGACCUUUCUGCCCGUGGGGUCUUUUUGCAAGAAAGCUGCCUUACUCAAAAAAGAAAAUUCGGAAUAGUUUGAGAUUUGCUGUGCUUAAUUAUCAUAAUAUGGCCUUUAAAACGAGCCAUCGUACUAAGCUCAACUAUCGAUAGUUCAAAAGUUACAGCCGAGUAUUUUCAGGGAGUUGAAGUGCAAAAAUGGGCCUUUUUUGAAAAUGUAUCGGUAAAAUGGAGUUUAAAUGUUAGAUAAGGCAAAAUGUAAUAUGAGUUACUACAACAUGAUUAAAGGAACACCAUAGAACCAAAAGAGAAACAUUUUGUAACUGCUACGGAAUGCUAUUUGGUAAUCACUAGAAUUUUGCCUUAUUUUUGCCUUAGGCGGAAUACCAGUCGAGCCGGUGACACAUAAAGACCGAAAGUGCCCUAGGCCGUUUCUCAAGAGUCGUAUUCAUAAUUGUACAAGAGCAGAAUGCGCCGUUUUUAUCUAUCUUGUCAUUUUGUUAUCGAUAACCCAUCUUUCUCAAAGCCGCGUGCCAUAGGGUGGUUCUGGGCGAGAAACUUGUCAAGGAAAAUCUGUUGCAACCAGCAAGCAAUCACAGCUUUUUCCAGAAUUAUUGUAUUUAUGAAUAGAAUACAUUCUAGCGGUUUUAGCUUUAUUCUAAAAAAACUGAAUUUUUUAUUGAAAAAAUUUGGAAAAAAUGGCGAUCUUCAAUGUUGAGAUUGGUACCACCGUAGAAAUAAAAACCGUAGCCCAGAAACCUACAUAACUGCUUGCUUAGAGACGUAGUAGUCUAGCAAAACAAAUGAACUUGCCAUUUCUGCGGCUGUAGUACAGCCAUGCUCUACACAACACAAAGGAACCAAAAUUGAGGGCCAAAAAAUGGCGCAAGGCAUUUUUGUUAAGCUGUAACUUUUUCCUGCGACAUGAUGACUCCGCCAAAUUUUCGUGGAUUAUAGAGAAAGUCUUAUAGAAUAUUACCCACUGUCGCUUGUGUUUCUUUAACGCCCGGGUUUCGCGGUGGGCCCUUCCAAAAUUUGUCUCCGUUAUUUUGGGUCACCCUGUACAGUGCGCGCCAAAAUGAUAGAGCCACUCAGUUUUUCUGGAUUUAUUCUUUUAUGGUUAGGUGGGCCAAGCCGGCAUAAUGCAUAUAUGUAACAACAUGAUGGACCCAUACUAUCACCACCAUAACUUAGGACUAGCCAUGGCGUCCAAUUCAAAAAAAAUCAAAAAUUCGGACCUUCCCCCUCGGUCGACGCGUCAAAAUGAUAGAGCCACCGGAUUUUUCUCCUCGGUGGUGCCAGGCGGGGAUCUAUUGGUACUGUAGUCUGUUAAUAUCACUACUGCUAUUCAUUUCUGAUGUGAAAAGAUUACUGUAACUACCGGUCAUACGGUAGCUUUUGGCAACUUUAGAAAAUCUUCCAAAUUUUGGGUAAAACUGACCGGAAAUAAAUUUUCCGGCGGUUGUAUCCGGGUGGAAAUACUUUCAAAAAGUAUUAGAAGACCUAUAUUUUCUAAAGGGAAUCAAUAUCCGUCGGGAUCGCAUCUGCCAUAAACAAAAAAUUGUAUUAUAUAUUACUUUAGUAGAUGGGUAGGUUCUAAAUUAAUACCAAUUAUUAACGUAUGAGUCUUACAAGGGAAGUCACUUUUUUCGCAGACGGACUUUGGAACGGCACCUAGUAGGUUUCAAACGUGAAGCGUCUGCGAUCAUAAAACUGAUUUCCAAAAGUGUUUACGGAGCUUCUCGGCCGAGAAAAUCGACCGCAAAGUUUAGCCGAAAUGAGCGAAUAGCCUCCUCAAAAGAAACAGCUUAUUUCAUCUGCAGUGGUGGCCGAGUGGUCAGCGCGCUCGCUUUUUGCGCCGGAAGACGUGAGUUCGAUUUCAGUCGUCUGCGGAUGCAUUUCUUUUGACCAUUGAAUCAAAUAGAGAGAUGCCGUUAACAUCACAUAUGCUAAUUAUUAGCAAUUUUCAAUAAAACACAAAUCUAGAAACUAUAUCUUCAUUAACCCAGCCCUAUUUUGACUUUACAAUAUUCAUGAACAUUCAGGUUUGAAUUUAUGUUUAAAUUACUGUAAAAAAUUACAAAAGUGUAUACAUUCUAUGUUUACAUACUAAAUCAAUAAUUACGAACCAAAAAAGAAAAUAAACUGCGCAGAGGAUCGAACCCGCCUCUUCUGCCGCAAAAAGCGAGCGCGCUGACCACUCGGCCACCACUGCAGAUGAAAUAGGCUGUUUCUUUUGAGGAGGCUAUUCGCUCUUUUCGGCUAAACUUUGCGGUCGAUUUUCUCGGCCGAAAAGCCCCGUAAACACUUUUGGAAAUCAGUUGUAUGAUCGCAGCCGCUUCAGGUUUGAAACCUACUAGGUCCCGUUCCGAAGUCCGUCUGCGAAAAAAGUGACUUCCCUUGUUAGAAGCCGCCCGAGAACUUGUGGUACAAUCGUACGAGGACCAUAGAUUACUACAACAGGACCAAGUUUAAUAAUUCAUUUAUUCAAAUUGCUAACGAUAUUAUGAAGUACUAUACCAAGGUUAUACCCGACGAUAUUUUGGUGGAGUUACUAGCGUCAGAAUAUGAUGGCUUCGGGCUUUGAAACGACGAGUGCGCAUCUUUUUGUGCGUAACGCAGCAUGAUUAACUCAAUAAUAACGUAAUGAUAAACAACUACAGAGAAACUUUGUUGUAGUCAUCUAGAGAACCAGAAUUGCUUCGCUUGUGGUAUUAUUCUUUGGGUGUACAAGACUUUACAGCCUUUCCAUAUUAAAUGAAAAUAUUCUACAUCGUGUGUUGCAGUCUAGCAGGAAGUUUGGUUUUACCUCCAUGCUCCCUCAUUGGCAUAAUUAACAUUAUUAUAGAAUCUGCCCAUCUACUAAAGUAAUAUAAUACAAUUUUUUGUUUAUGGUAGAUGCGAUCCCGACUGAUAUUGAUUCCCUUUAGAAAACAUAGCCCUUCUAAUACUUUUUGAAAGUAUUUCAACCCGGAUACAACCGUCGGAAAAUUUAUUUCCGGUCAGUUUUACCCAAAAUUUGGAAGAUUUUCUAAAGUUGCCAAAAGCUACCGUAUGACCGGUAGUUACAGUAAUCUUUUCACAUCAGAAAUGAAUAGCAGUAGUGAUAUUAACAGACUACAGUACCAAUAGAUCCCCGCCUGGCACCACCGAGGAGAAAAAUCCGGUGGCUCUAUCAUUUUGACGCGUCGACCGAGGGGGAAGGUCCGAAUUUUUGAUUUUUUUUGAAUUGGACGCCAUGGCUAGUCCUAAGUUAUGGUGGUGAUAGUAUGGGUCCAUCAUGUUGUUACAUAUAUGCAUUAUGCCGGCUUGGCCCACCUAACCAUAAAAGAAUAAAUCCAGAAAAACUGAGUGGCUCUAUCAUUUUGGCGCGCACUGUAUGCGCAUUUGUAUUUUCAGGCUUGUAAUGGUUGACCCCGAUUGUAUAGCUAACAUUGGAUCCAACAAGAGUUGCAAAGGCCCUGUAAAAGUUAUGUCAUCAAGAUACGUUGAUAACCCAAACUUUGAAAUGUUAUACUUCGUAAUGGACAAAGCAACUAAUGACCAUCUAAAAUUAUAUGGAAUGCUGACCAAUCAACUCAAUAUUACACAAGCCAGAGCGAUCCCAAGGUCAGUAUCAGUAACGAAAAAUUUUAAAAAAAUUUUAAAGCUCUCAUGAAAGCCUUAAAAAAUCUUAUUUUCAGGUUUGCUACGCAGUCCGUCUAUGUAAACAUUGCAAACAUGACGCCGAUUGUUGUUGAUAUACCUGCCAAUUUGGACAAGUUUUGGUUCCAUUGGAAGAAAAGUCACUUCAUAAAAUGUAGGAAUCUGGAGAUGAAAAGGAACAGUACAUCUCGUCUGAUUCCAUUGGAUAAAGUGAAGAUUCUAAGCAAGUACAGAGAAUUUGCGGACAAAUGGAACACAACCUUCCAACUUGCAUGUGGAACUUUGUUAGGUAACGACAAAACACUUUUAAAGUACAACAAUUUGACGCAAUCUAUGCAAAAAAUAAAAACAUAAAACCUUCAGGAUGGUAUCGGGAAUGCGACAUUAUUUCACACACACAGGACAUUGAUCUCACCGGGCCGUCCUCUUUAAUCGAACCCGCAUUUAUGAAGGCGAUUCAGGACAAGUACAAGAUGCGCUACGUUUUUGGCUAUGACAAGGACUCGCUAGAGCUAAAUUGGUUAUAUCAGGGAAUCCGAACCGACUUGUUCUUCAAGUAUCCGCACAACGCAACCCACGAAAAAACGUGUGCUGUCGAUUUUGGCGGCCGGAAGCAGGUCUUUUCGUACUACCCAAAGGUUACGAAAACUUGCGCCGGUGAUCUUCAUGGAGUCUUGGUGUACGUGCCUUGUAAUGUUGAAGAGAUUUUGGUAUCGGAAUACGGAAAUUACACAAAAGAUAUCCAGCUGCCUAAUUUUCGAUACUACGCCGAUCCCAGGAAUAUUGAAGCCGGUCCGCAGUUGCCAAAGGCCGAAUUCGAUAAGCUCACUCGGUACAAAUGGCCGUAG